CUGGGUGCCCGCCCCUGGGCCUCCCCUCCGCGGCCGCGGUGAAGCCGGCAGGCGGCGGCAGAAGAUGGCGGCGGUGGCGGCGCUGCGCGCCCUGCGGAGGCUCUGCAGCAUCGCGCUCUUCCUGUCCCAGCUCUACGUUCUCUCGGGCCGCGCAGGAUCUUUGAUGACUACAAAGCAUUCAGAGCCACAGUCUGCAUUUGCAAAAAGUCUAACUUCGACAAGCACAAAUACUCCCUAUUUUAAAGAAGCAGAAAGUACAGAAAUUCCAUCUUAUGUGACUAAAUGUCCUAGUAACGGGCUUUGCAGUAGAUUGCCAGCAGACUGUAUGACAUGUAACACGAACUAUUCCUGUAUAUAUGGGAAGCCGGCUGCUUUUGAUUGCAGAGUCAAGCCACAUGUUCACUGUGUGGAUCAGAAUAACCUUGAGCAGGAGAACUUUACAAUUAACAUGACCUGCCAGUUCUGCUGGCAGCUUGCAACAACUGAUUACGUGUGUACCAAUUCUACAAGCUGCAUGACGGUUUCUUGUCCGCGACAGCGCUACAAUGCCACUUGCACGGUGCGAGAUAAUGUUCAUUGUCUAGGUAACCGUGUCUUUCCCAAGAUGCUCUACUGCAACUGGACUGGAGGUUACAAGUGGUCUACUGCCUUGGCACUAAGCAUCACCCUUGGUGGAUUUGGUGCUGAUCGUUUCUAUUUGGGCCAGUGGCGGGAAGGUCUGGGAAAACUCUUCAGCUUUGGUGGACUUGGAAUAUGGACACUAAUUGAUGUGCUGCUAAUAGGUGUUGGCUAUGUGGGACCUGCAGACGGUUCUCUGUAUAUUUAAACAUGGGUGCAGCAUGUUUUGGAGAGGAUUGCUUGGAAGGGGCUCUGAAUAAAAGAAUGUAGAGGUGCGAGCCUUUCAGGUAGAGUGAAUAACAUCUGUUUUUCUGUGUGCAUACAUUUUAAUGUACAGUAUCUGUACUUAGUUUGCCUUUAACUAAGGUAAAAUAAAGAAGUGGAUCACUGAGCUGAAAUGAA
Molecule: messenger RNA, 1020 nt
Organism: Pezoporus flaviventris
Lineage: Eukaryota; Metazoa; Chordata; Aves; Psittaciformes; Psittacidae
Gene: TM2D3
Product: TM2 domain containing 3
Exons: 6
Coding region: 65-826 (253 amino acids)
Source: RefSeq, a predicted model, not a curated record